This is a messenger RNA of Cryptomeria japonica (Japanese cedar), 5186 nucleotides long. RefSeq lists its product as uncharacterized. The transcript has 10 exons. The record is from RefSeq and is a predicted model, not a curated record. NCBI's taxonomy places the organism in Eukaryota, Viridiplantae, Streptophyta, Pinopsida, Cupressales, Cupressaceae. Bases 612 to 5114 code for a protein of 1500 amino acids.
AACGGGCCGUUGUACACCGGUAAUGAUGAGGAGGAGUUCCUCUAAAACUCCACAACCAACCUUAAACCCCACCCAUUUUGCCUCCGGGACUGUUUGGAAACCGUCGGUGAAAAGCAAUUUAUAGGCAAAUACCAUCUCCUUCAAAAAUGGGGAAAAAGGCAAAGACCCAUCCCAUCGGUACGGCCGCCACACUUGUCAGCGGCUGAAAUCUGGGAUUUUGGGAUUCCAGACCAGUCCCUGAUGGGUCCCAUCUGAGCAGAGGGGAAGAUCUUUAUUAAUUGACUGUAAUUAAUGAAAAUCGAGGAUUCUUAAUAUUCGCAGGGAAUUCGGAAAAAUUGAAGCUUAAGCGGGAAAAUAAAUUCAUGGAAUGGAGAGGGGCAUUAGCUACUGGAUUAUAACUGUGAUAUUAACUGUGAAAUUUCUUCUUCCGCAUCUCUUUGCCUGCGUUCCGUGGCAAAUUUGCUGGAUCGGGGCCUUCUGCAGCCGGUUGUUUCACUAGUGGUUCAAGAAACCAAGAAAGUUAGUUAUACUUGUUAUUUUGCUGAUUUGAAGACAACAGAUGAAAAACCGACAAAUUUCGUAACUGGCUUUCUCUAACAGUAAAGGCAGCCAUGUUUCAGGUUUGUGAGAUUUGUGGUGAUGCAGGCUUUGCAGAAAUGCUAUUUAUUUGCAAUCAGUGCAGGGGUGCUGAGCAUCUCUAUUGCAUGUCGAAGCAGCCUGAUUCCGAUGGGGAGGCUUGUUGGUCUUGUGAGACAUGCAAGUUGAAGCAAGAAACAAUACAAGGGACAGUUAUCUCCUCAUUGUAUUCUGAAAUUGAGCAAUCACAAGAAAAAUUAAGUAAGUGUCAAAGGGAAUGCCAAGAUUCGCAUCCAGCUAUCAAGAAGCAAGCACUUGAAGGAUCUAACGGUACUGAUUCUCCUAACAAAAAGCAAGAACUUGACGAUUUUGAUGGUACCAAGUCUGUAACAGCUAGCAAGAAGAAAGCAAUUGAGAGUUCUAAUAAAACUGAUUCUCUUCCAAAACACAGAGAGAAAACACAUCGGAGUUAUACUGGUAUUGAAUCUCUUUCUAUUAACAAGAAACAAAAUGUUAUUAACAAUAAACAAAAUAUUGAGAGUUGUAAUGGUAUUGAUUCUCCAACAAAUAACAAUAAGCAAGCACUUGAUAGUUCUAAUGGUACUGAAUCUCUUUCAACUAGCAAGAAGCACACAUUUAAGAGUUCUAAUCAUACUGAUUCUCUUCCAGCUAGCAAGAUGCAAGAACUUGAGAGUUCUGAUGGUACUGAUGCUCUUCGACUUAGCAAUAAGCAUGAAUUUGAGAGUUCUAAUGUUACUGAUUUUCCACAAAGAAGGAAAACGCAAGUACUUAAGAAUUCUAAUGGCACUGGUUUUUCAGUAAUGAGAAAAAGGCAAGUAGUUGAGAGUUCUGAUGGUACUUAUUCUCUUCCAUUUGGUAAGAAGCAAGAACUUGAGAUUUCUAAGGGCACCAAUUCUCUUGCGUUCAGUAAGAAUCAAGAACUUCAAAAUUCUAAGUGUUCCAAUCACACUGAUUCUCUUCUUAUUAGCAAGAAGGAAGUGGUUAAGAGUUCUUUUAGUACAGACUCUCCUACAGCUAGUGAUAAGCAAACACCUGAGAGUUCAAAUUGUACUGAUUUUCUUCCAGUUAGAAAGAAGCGAGUAUUUGAGAAUUUCAAAGGUACUGAUUCUCUUCCUGCUAGCAAGAAACAGGCACUUAGGAGUUCUAAUGGUGCUGACUCUCUUCCAGCCAGGAAGAAGCAAGCAACUGAGAGUUCUAAUGGUACUGAUUUGUCGAAAGAGAGCUCUGAGAAUAAAUCAAGUUCUAGACAAUUACCUGGCUCGAAGGAACAGAUGGUUACAGCUCCUGUGUCAUCUGGAUCAAAGAGUGCUAUGGUAGACAAAUCAUGGGAUUCUUCCUGCCCAAAUGCUUUGGAUUCAGAAAAAAAACCCUUAAGUAGCAAGGAGAUUGGCAGUGGAUGCGAGCAGUCAUCAUUACACAGCAAGUUGUCUAAAUCAAAAAUUACAGUGGAAUGUAAAAUGGAACUUGAGAAAUUAGUGCCAGCUGAUAGCAUCAAAGAAUUGGAAUCAAACAAAGAUGGCUCAAAAUUGGCAAAUAAGGUGUUGGAGAAGCACAAAUUAUCAAAAAUGCCAGAAUCUUUAUCAUCUAUGGAAGUGGAUAUGGUGUGUAGCAGGGGUGCAUUAACAAAGGGGGAUUCUUCAGGUUAUGGUGCGGUUUCUGCUGGGGUAACUAAUGAUCGUAAAGAAAUAGAUCAAAGCUUAAUUGGCAAGUCAACAGUUGACGAUACAAUUACCGUAAAUGAAAGAAACUAUGAGAUCAAUAAUAGAAGUAUUGAAAGGAAUUCUAUAUCCCAAGACAGGGACAAAAGGAAGCUAAAUGUAAAUGUAGUUUCUUGCAACAAUCACUCUCUGAGAUCCCUAACUGAGUAUGAUAGAGAAAAGAUUGGUCACUCCAUGAUAAACUUUUCAGAAAUAAAUGUAUCAUCUUCAUCAGAAUUAGAGAAUCGAUCCUUUAAUACAUGUGAAAGAGGUUACAAUAAAGGGAACAUGCUAUCAUAUACAAACUACUCUAGUGGAACUUCCCUUCCACAGCAGCUACAACUUGCAAUGCCCCAAUCUCUGAUAUUAUGGAAGGGUACUUUCAAAGUUGUUGAUAUUGCCUGUGGACAUGCCAUUUAUGGUGGGAUGCAAGCACAUCCAUCAACUACUGCAUCAGAAAAAGUAUAUGAAAUGUCAGAACAAUUUGGUUCACAACUGUACCUGGAGCAAGUUCAUCGUGCUGAGGCAUGGCCAAAACGCUUUGAGCAUUCUCCACCCACAGAUGACAACGUGGGUCUCUACUUCUUUCCAGAAGAUGGAAGGAGUGAAUGGUCAUUUGCAACGCUUGUGGAAUACAUAAACAAUCAUGAUCUGGCCAUGAGAAUGCAUUUGGAUGGUGCAGAACUGCUUAUCUUUUCAUCUAUUCAAUUGCCCAAAUAUGUUCAGAGAAUAUUUGGCAAGUUUUAUCUCUGGGGGGUGUUUCGUCGUGCUGAGAAAUCCACGAUUGGUCAUAAAUUACGAGAGACAUCUAUGCAACAUGAUCAUGUCAGGGCUGAUAUGGCCAAUUCAGUUGCUCCUUCAAGAAGCAACAACAGUGAUUCAGAUACUAGUGUAGUAGAGAUUCCAAAUGUGCAUAAAAAUGGGGUGAAAGGGAAAAUGGACUUUGAAAUGGAAGGCGAAAAAGAUGAUGCCAUAUCUGAGAGGCAAUUAAGAAGAAUGGAUUCUCAGCCAGCAGGAUCGCCGCCCGUGCAUAUCUCUCCACUGUCUUUGCCAUUAGAUUCAGAAGUUAAGCAUAUUCGGGCUUCUGGGAUAAAAGCAAAUGAUACUAAUGCUAGUGGAUGUGCAUUAUAUGGGCAAGAUCAGUCGUUACAGGGGAUCAGAUCCAAGGUGAACUCUGAAAAUUGUACCGAAGAGGCAUCUAGAAGAUAUUCUGGGAAACAAAUUGAUCAGUCUCGUGAACGGUACCAUUGGAGUGGCAUUGAAAAGGUAGAUGGUCAAUCUGUGUUUAAUUCGUCGGAUCCACAUACUUCACAUAGGCAUUAUUCUGGAAAGUCACGAAAGUCCAUGCAUGAGAGAAGUAAUGAACAUCACAGCCAUGAAGAGCUGAAUAUUGGAGAAUCAACCACUAGAUUUGGAGCAUCAAAUAGAAUCCCUAGUCUGGAAGAAAAGGAUGAAAUUGAACUACAUACAUUACAGCCACAGGCUACAAAUAUAAAACCUGGGUUUGCCCCUGCCUCAUGUCGAACAGAUUGUAAUUCUCAGCCAUCCUCGUCAGAUCAUCUACAUGAGAAGCGAGGAUUCAUGCACUUUCAGGUUGAAUCUAAUGCAAAUGCUGGUGCAAAAAACCAAAAAGAUCUGAGAGAUCAGUGUCAUGUUUUAUCAACAGGGAGUCGACUUGAUGGGCUUCAUAAGUCUCAUCAAUCAUCUCUAUCAUCUGGUGACAGUGACAGUUCUUAUGGAAACAAAGGCCGCUCACUCUCUCAACCUCCUGCUCAGAGGAAAAUUUACAAGUACGAGGAUGUAAAUAGAUUUAGUAGGAGUCAAAGCUUUAAAGAUCACAUUGGCGUUCAAACUAAGAGAUAUAAUGAAGAGAAGGACAGAAGAAACAAAGAUACCAAAUUGGGAAUGAAAAGCUAUAGAGAGAGAAGCCAUAGGCAUUGGCAAACAGAAGAUGGAAGAAGACACGUACACAUGGAAAAUUGUAGAAGUUCUGUUAUAAAUUAUAGAGUCAACUCGUCUGAUUCCUAUUCCAAUAAAGGUUACAUGGUUGAAGAAACAUCAAUGCACAGAGACGCCUCAAGCUACUCGCAUGAAAAAACGACCUUGCACCGAUGGUCCUCAAACAACCAACAAAUCCAAAUCAAAACUUGUGUGGACAAGGACAUGGCCGGUAAUCUUAAGUCUGUAAAACAUGGACUAUCUUCCAUUAAGAGAACGCAAGGUGAAACAAUUUUGCUAGAUGUCGAAAAGGAUUGUAGUGUUAUUCAAUUGGGAGAAGCCUCAGAUCAGUACCAGGUGGUUAAAGAUCAACAGUCAUUCACUCCAUUGCACAGUGCAACUGAUGAAGCUGCAGAAAACAACACUGUUUCUGAGAUUUUAAAUGCUGCAACUCCUCCAGAAUCUCCAGGACAGAUUUAUCCUGGGGAGACCGUUCCUCGAAUUUUGGAAGCUGAUUUACCAGUAACAGUAAACUCAAGUACUGAACAUACAACUACAUUGGCAUUGGAUCAGAAUCCCUUAUUAAGCCAUGCCAGCUGGUAUGCUGAUUCUAGUACAGACCAAGCCGAUCAAGAACCUGGGAAAUGCCUUAAACUUUUUCCACUAGAGGAGGAGAAUCUUGGGGCAACAAAAAAUAUUGUUAAGGAAUGGGACAUCAACCUGGACUUGAGUCUUGGAAGGAGUAGUUUGAAAAAUGUUUUGAAAGUGGCAGAUAGACAAGUUUGUCCGAAUAAGUCAAAUUUAGAGGGUCCAGAUGUGCAUUCCUGUUUGGGUGUUUCAUUGCCACUAGAAAAAAGAAAAGAAACGUAUUACUUGAAUUGACAUGGAAAUUUGAUGUCAAAGUUUUGGAUGUAAAUUUAUUCAAGCUUCUGGCAGAAAAUUAAUCUUUUGUAU